AUGUGUCCAUUAGGUUUAAUUCGUAAUGGUCGAAAUAUGAAUUAUUAUGAUGAUAAAUCAUUAAUGAAAUCUCUAGAAGAUAUUAUUGUUGAAAAUAUUCGAAAACAAAUUGAUCAAAUUGAUUGUCAUACAAAAGUAGCAAUUUGUUUAGGUGAAGGUCAAAAUUAUCAAGUAUUAAAUAAAUUAAACCAGAAACAUCAUUUUUUCGAUACCGUAUUAAAAUUAGCUCAUCCACGCUAUAUCAUGCAAUAUAAACAAAAAUUCAUUCAAACCUACAUUGAAAAAUACAUUGACUGUUGUCAAAUAGCCGUUAAAUUAUGUAAUGAGCAGUAA
This is a messenger RNA of Didymodactylos carnosus, 333 nucleotides long. NCBI's taxonomy places the organism in Eukaryota, Metazoa, Rotifera, Eurotatoria, Philodinida, Philodinidae. The record is from the annotation of a GenBank genome assembly.